Molecule: messenger RNA, 1658 nt
Organism: Prunus dulcis (almond)
Lineage: Eukaryota; Viridiplantae; Streptophyta; Magnoliopsida; Rosales; Rosaceae
Product: lactosylceramide 4-alpha-galactosyltransferase-like
Exons: 1
Coding region: 105-1391 (428 amino acids)
Source: RefSeq, a predicted model, not a curated record
UUAGCGUGUGUCGUUAUAACCUUCGGUUAUUUCGCCAUGAAAGUUCCUUUUGAGCUAUAUUUCUUCAACCUUACUUCUUCCCCCAUGCAACUCCUCUGACGACGAUGAGUAGAAUGGACAGCCGCCUACUUAGCCUUGCCAAAUUUCAUAUCUUCUGUACUCUAUCACUAGCUGCAAUCAUCUUCAUCAUCUAUGCCGAUAGCAUCAUCUAUAAUGACUCCGAAAAAUCGGUUGAGUUGAAUGAUAAAGCUCCUUCUCCAGUGCUGCUGCAGACUCAUAGUUCUGCAGGCCAUUUGAUCAAGUCUGAUAUAAAUCGCAUAGCUCUGCAUUCCAUGCAGGAAGAGACCCUUGAGGUUGGUAGAGAAAUUUCAAGUCCUCUUGUUCCUCCUUUCAAUGCCACAGAAGAGGAAAGAAUCGCUUGGUUUCGGAGCAAGCUACCCAAAUUUGAGAUUUUCAAAUCAGACAAGUUUGCAAGGCAAUUCCACGGUCGUGUUCUGGAAUUCUUUAACAAGAAGUGUGAGGGGAAGUUCUUUAUGACAUGGAUUUCACCGGUGAGGUCCUUUGGAAGCAGAGAGUUUUUGUCCAUGGAGAGUCUUUUCAGAGCCCACCCUCAUGGAUGCUUGAUGAUUCUCUCGAGAACUAUGGACUCCCGACGUGGUUACAGAAUUCUGAAACCGCUGCAGGAUCGCGGGUUCAAGGUUCAUGCAGUGACACCAGACUUAUCAUUUCUGUUCAAGAACACCCCAGCUGAAGCCUGGUUUGCUGAAAUGAAGGGAGGCAAAAAAGACCCUGGUGGGAUCCCAUUAGCCCAGAAUCUGUCUAAUUUGAUGAGGCUUGCAAUUCUAUACAAGUAUGGAGGUGUUUACUUAGACAUGGAUUUCAUAGUUUUGAAUUCAUUCUUGGGGUUGAGAAACUCAAUCGGUGCACAAAGUUUGGAUGUGGCAUCUAAAAACUGGACCAGGUUAAAUAAUGCAGUUCUGGUGUUUGAUAUGAAUCAUCCCCUUCUGUACAAAUUCAUGGAGGAAUUUGCCUUCACUUUUGAUGGGAAUAAAUGGGGGCACAAUGGUCCCUAUCUGGUGUCCAGAGUGGUCCGGAGGGUGCAAAACCGACCAGGUUACAACUUUACAAUUCUACCCCCCAUCGCCUUUUACCCCGUCGAUUGGAAUAGGAUUGGGGGACUGUUUAAGAAGCCAGGAAGCCAAGCUCAUUCUCGAUGGGUAAAAGCAAAGCUGCUUCAGCUCAGCGGGGAGACUUAUGGGGUACACUUGUGGAACAAGCAAAGUAGCCGAGUCGCGAUCGAAGAAGGAAGCAUUAUGCAGAGAUUAAUCUCCGAUCAUUGUGUCAUUUGCAGUGACAUAUACAGUUCUGAAAGAAUUUUCUCAAACGAAUAAAUGGUGAAGCAUCUUCAACCAACCAACUCUGGCGAAGCCGCAGACUGGAAAUCGAUACAAGCCUCCUAUUUGUUAGUAUACUCUGUUGCAGGAAUUAGCUACGAUUCAAGAGCUAUGGAAUUCCCUCUCUUUUUUUCUUUUUCUUUUUUUCUUUCUUUUUUUCCAUUCAUAUAAAGUUCAAUGUCUUUUUUACUUUCAUUUUGAAUCUUUUGCCCCAGUUUAAGUAAGAUCAUCAUUUCAUUGUAAAUCCAAGAUUCUGUAAACGAG